AUGCUCCUCACUUACAUGGAAGUCCACCUCUAUUACACUUUACCCAUGCUGGGUGUUUUGUCCUGGCUAUCGAAACCCUACUACACAUCUACCGAUUCGCUCAAAUUCAAAUUUCUGUCACUGGUUGCCUUCACUACUGCUUCUGUCUGGGACAAUUACAUUGUUUAUCACAAAGCCUGGUCCUACUGCCCUACCUGUGUCACGGCUGUCAUUGGCUACGUGCCUUUGGAGGAAUACAUGUUCUUCAUCAUCAUGACUCUAUUGACCGUGUCAUUUACCAAUUUGGUGAUGCGUUGGCAUUUGCACAGUUUCUUUAUCAAACCUGAAACGCCCGUCCUUCAAUCCAUGCUGGUCCGUUUUGUUCCUAUAACAGCUUUAUUAAUCACUGCAUACAAAGCUUGGCAUUUGGCGGUCCCUGGAAAGCCAUUAUUCUAUGGAUCAUGCAUUUUGUGGUACGCCUGUCCGGUGCUGGCCUUGCUGUGGUUUGGUGCUGGUGAAUACAUGUUGCGUCGUCCUCUGGCUGUCCUCAUCUCCAUUGCUCUGCCUACUCUCUUUCUCUGCUGGGUAGAUGUGGUCGCCAUCGGUGCUGGCACUUGGGACAUUUCGUUGGCUACAAGCACUGGUAAAUUCGUGGUGCCUCACCUGCCCGUGGAGGAAUUCAUGUUCUUUGCGCUAAUUAAUACCGUUUUGGUAUUUGGUACUUGUGCGAUCGAUCGUACGAUGGCGAUCCUCCACCUGUUCACGAAGAAGAGUCCUUAUCAGCGCCAAUACCAGCAUGACAAGUCGUUCCUUCACCAAAUUCUCGAGAUGACAUGGGCGUUCUGUUUGCCCGACCAAGUGCUCAAUACAGAGACAUUCCACGACUUGUCUGUCAGCUGGGAUAUCCUUCGCAAAGCCUCCAAGUCCUUUUACACCGCCUCUGCUGUUUUUCCUGGUGAUGUGCGGCAGGAACUCGGUGUGCUGUACGCCUUUUGCAGAGCUACGGACGAUCUCUGUGACAAUGAACAGGUCCCUGUGCAAAAGAGAAAGGAUCAAUUGACGCUGACACAUCGAUUUGUGAGCGACUUGUUUAGCCAAAAGAGCAGCGCGCCUUCUGCCAUUGACUGGGAAUUCUACAACGAUCAAUUGCCUGCUUCCUGCAUUUCUGCCUUCAAGUCGUUCACUCGUUUGCGCCAUGUGCUGGAAGCUGAAGCCAUCAAAGAAUUACUCGACGGAUACAAGUGGGAUUUGGAGCAUCGUUCCAUCAUGAAUCAGGAGGAUCUCAGUUAUUACUCAGCUUGUGUUGCCAGCAGUGUUGGUGAGAUGUGUACUCGCAUCAUAUUGGCUCAUGCUGAUAAGCCCACCUCUCGCAAGGAAACUCAAUGGAUCAUUCAGCGUGCUCGUGAAAUGGGUCUGGUACUCCAAUACACAAACAUUGCUAGAGACAUUGUUACCGACAGCAAGGAGCUGGGCAGAUGUUACUUACCGCAGGCGUGGCUUACGGACAAGGAAGUGGGUUUGAUACAAGACGGCCGUGCCCGAGACAUUGGAGAGGAGACAUUACUAUUACUAUCACAUCGAUUGAUCAACCAAGCAGAUGAGCUCAUGGUGUCUGCCAACAAGGGUAUUGACAAGCUACCUAGCCACUGUCAAGGGGGUGUGCGUGCUGCUUGCAAUGUCUAUGCGUCUAUCGGAGCCCGGCUCAAGUCUUACAGACAUCAUUAUCCCAGCAGAGCACAUGUUGGUCAUUGGAAGCGAGUGCAAAUUGCUCUUCUUAGCGUAUACAACCUUUACACCGCGCCAAUCGAAACAAAACAGGGCAGGCAGGGAAAAAUGAGAAAUCUAAAUACCAUUUAA
Molecule: messenger RNA, 1836 nt
Organism: Mucor velutinosus
Lineage: Eukaryota; Fungi; Mucoromycota; Mucoromycetes; Mucorales; Mucoraceae
Exons: 2
Coding region: 1-1836 (611 amino acids)
Biological process (GO): biosynthetic process
Molecular function (GO): geranylgeranyl diphosphate synthase activity; intramolecular lyase activity
Source: RefSeq, a predicted model, not a curated record